Molecule: messenger RNA, 729 nt
Organism: Laccaria bicolor S238N-H82
Lineage: Eukaryota; Fungi; Basidiomycota; Agaricomycetes; Agaricales; Hydnangiaceae
Exons: 6
Coding region: 1-729 (242 amino acids)
Source: RefSeq, a predicted model, not a curated record
AUGGGUGGUCUAUUCCGAUGUUUUGUAGUGACUUUUGUAGUCUUUUAUAGUUCAAGCGUCGGCAUUUGCCGAGACUCGAUUUGGGCGUUGUCAACAACCCUCAACCCUAUUCCUUUCUUACUCCUCUCCCCCCACCAUCAUUCACGUCAAUCCACCCCCCCGCCACCACUAUCCACCAUCGUCACCCACCGCUAUCCACCGUCGUCACCCACCGCUAUCCACCGUCGUCACCCACCGCUAUCCACCGUCGUCACCCACCGCUAUCCACCUUCGUCACCCACCGCUCUCAACAACAACCACACGUCGCAACGCAGCAAGGACGACAUGACAGCGCCACGUCACACAACAACCGAGCGCCCACGCUCUGAACCACGCACCACCACCAUCUACCAAGAACAACACGAAAACGGCAUGGCGCUGGCUCGCAACGCCACGUCACCUGGUAAACGAGCACCCACGCAAUUCAACGACCACGCCGAUGCGCCCACGAACCAGGCGAAGCGAACGACGGUGAGAUGGGGCAAGCAGGUGAUGCAAACGACGACGACGACGACCUCGUCGUCGUCUAUUUUAUACCAAACAGCCCAAAUGCCACGUCGUCGUCAACGAUGUGGCAACCAGACAGUGAACCAUGAGCAACACCCUAGGUGCCACGCCGCCCGCAGCGACGUGGCAACCAAACGGCGAAUGAUGCCUGUCGUCAUUCGCCGUUGUUCUCCAUUUCAUUGA